AAAAGCGAUAACCGGCUUCCUGAAACCUUCCUCGGGCCCAAGCCCUGGGAACCCAAGUUUUGAGCUCGCUAGGAGAUGUCACGCUGAGUUCUUUUUAUUAAGCCCUAGAAUCGUGGCUUCGGGAUUUGGGGCAAGCUCAAUUCUCGCUUUCGAGGCAGUUUUUCCGGAGUUCUCGCGAGAUCCGCUCGGGCUAAGGGAGUGCGGCUCGAGAGGCGGUAUUUUCUAGGAGUCGACGCGCCCCUCAGAGCCUCCCGGACGUGGAGUCGCGGCCUGACGUGGGAGCGAGCCUAACGUCUGCGGACCCCGCCCGAGAUCUUGGCAGCGAUGGAUGAGGACCUGCUGUUGGCGUUACGGCUUCACGAGGAGUGGAACUUGCAGGCCCCGGAGCACAGUCAGGUCCAGGAGACCCCGUCCCUGGUGGACGCGUCUUGGGAGUUGGUGGACCCCACCCCGGAUAUACAGGCCCUUUUUAUGCUGUUCAACGACCGGUUCUUCUGGGGCCAGCUGGAGGCCGUCGAGGUGAAGUGGAGCGUGCGAAUGACAAUGUGUGCUGGGUUAUGCAGCUACGAAGGCAAGGGUGGGAUGUGCUCCAUCCGUCUCAGUGUACCCCUUUUAAAGUUGAGACCAAGGAAGGAUCUUGUAGAGACCCUCUUGCAUGAAAUGAUACAUGCCUAUUUAUUUGUCACUAAUAAUGAUACGGACUGGGAAGGGCACGGUCCCGAGUUCUGUAAGCAUAUGCAUCGCAUCAAUUGUCUGACUGGAGCGAACAUAACGGUGUACCACUCUUUCCAUAAUGAGGUAGAUGAGUACCGGCGACAUUGGUGGCGCUGUGAUGGGCCAUGUCAGUCCAAAAAGCCCUAUUACGGCUACAUCAAGCGUGCUACCAACAGGGCCCCCUCUGUGCACGACCACUGGUGGGCCGAGCACCAGAAGACCUGUGGAGGCACUUUCAUAAAAGUCAAGGAACCAGAGAACUACUCAAAGAAAGGCAAAGGAAAGACAAAACCAAAAAAGCAGCCGGUGGCAGCCGCAGCCACAGCAGCCACAGCCGCAGCCAAGAAUAAAGAUAAACCCAGCAGAGGUGAGACACAGCUAUUAAUCCCUUUUAGUGGGAAAGGAUAUGUUCUAGGAGAAACAAACAAUUCAUCUGGGAACUUGAUCACUUCACACGCUGCUAGUAAAACUCAACAGCUUUUAAGUCAAGACCAUUCAGCAAAUGCUGGAAGACCUAAUUCUAAAACUCAAGUGAAAUUUGAACAGAAUGGUUCAAGUAAAAAAACUCCUAUAGUCUCCGCUGCUCUUAAUACCAGUCACCAAAAUGUUUUAAGCAACUAUUUUCCUACAGUAUCAGGUCCCAAUCAAAAAGCUUCGAGAAGUGUGAAUGGAUCUUCAGGGAAAAGCCUAACUGUGGGCGACAUCAGUAAAAUGCCCGUCUCUUCUAGCUCUCAAAGAGCUUCAUCUUCCAAGGUGUCGCUGAGAAAUUCUUUCCAAGCAGUGGACUCAACCUCUGGGACUGCAUCCCUGGGUGCGAGUGCGCCUGAAUAUGAAUCCCCAAGUAAACGACGCAGGCUAGAAGACAAGAUUGUAUUUGAUGAUUUUUUAAUCAAGAAUGAGCAAGUACAGAUUGGUGGUAAUGAUCCAAAGUGUAGUUCUCAUUCCGCAACUGCAGCUCAGAAUUCCAGCAGUUCAUCCCUUCAGGGCCAAAUGGUCAGCUGUCCUAUCUGUCAGAGUGACAUGUUGGAGUCUCAGAUUAAUGAGCACUUAGAUUGGUGCCUUGAAUGCGAUAGCAUCAACGUCUGAGAAAAUCUUUUAAAAAAAAUGGGUCUCACAUGCCACCAGUCUUAACCUCACUAGCAUUGUAUCAGUCACUCAGGAAGUUGUGGUUCAUACUAAGAUUUGUAGGUUAUAAUCUAGUUCCUGUAACCAAUACAAUUCUAUUUUAUAUACACAUACAUGAGAUUGGAAUGGGAGCUAUUGUCAGAAGGUGCAGUGUUUACACUCACUCUCGCCUGGCAUAUACUGUAGCUCAGAGUUCGUUCUGCAAGUUUACAUGUAUAAUUUUUAGACACUUUUGUUCUUUUUUUAUUUUAAAGGUGUUUUGAUCUGUUAAUCUUUUUGUAUGCUUUCUUCAAAAUAAUGAAUUAAAUAUUUGGUUAAAUUGAAUAUUUAUUAAUAUUAGAACUCAUUCCCAGUACGGUUAAUAUUCAUGGUGUGAGGCACAUUAACCAAAAAUAUCUAGAGUACAAAGUAUAUAGCUGUUUUAGGGUUCUCAGGUAUUUAAAAAAAUUUUUAAGUUUGUUCCCCAAAAUCUUAACAGGAAAUACAUUUUAUAUAUUUUAAAGAAUUUUCUGUUUCACUUUGGUGGCAGAUUUUAGGUUAAAGUAGAUAAAGAGUAGAGUAAAACAAAUGUCUUCUGCAAUAUUACUAGUAACAUAACCACUAUAAUUCUGUAGACCAGAGUUUAGCUAUUUUCUCAAAAUUUAGCAAAAUGAGUGGCUAAAACUUGGUGCGAAGUAACUGGUCUACAUAACAACAGAGUUGCCUGGUUUACCUCACAGGAACAUUAUCUAGGAACACUAGUAGGAACCUAAGCCAAAGUUGAAACCAUUAUAAUUAAAGAAAUAUCAUUUGUGCAUUUAACAAUAUUUUUUAAAAAUUCUUUUGUUACUGCAAAGGGACCAUACUUUAUACAUUGACUUUUUGUCUUGUGGCCAUACCUCUAACAUGUUGCUAUAUCCCAGGAUCUUACUGAGUUCACAGUUUUCUUAACUUUGGUGCCACAUGACGUAUAAGGUGCAGAGAUCUGCAGUGUGUGGUGUUGUCCUGUGUGACUGCUUCCCUGAUGAGGCAGAGCACAUGUCAGCAACACAGCACCCACCACCCCAAAAGAUACUUUCAUCUGUCACCCCAGGUUAGCUUAGCUUGUUUUUGAACCUCAGAAAAUAGUAUCUUGUUAUGUGUUGCUUCUUUUCAUUGUUCUGGAGUAUUUGUGAAUUUGCCAAAGUUUACACUUCCGUUCUAAAAUUAAUAGACAUUUGAAUUAUUCCCAGUUGGGGCUGGCUAUUAAGGACAAUGCUGCAAGAACCUUCUUGUCCUUUCUGUUGGGCAUAUACCCAGGAAUGGAUUGCCGGGUCACAGGGUGUGUUUAUGGGUAGCCUUAGUAAAUACUGCGUUUACGCUCCUACCAGCAAUGUAUGACAGUUUUAGUUGUUCAUUUGUUAGCACUGUUAUCAAUCCUUGUCAUUUUAGCCUGUUUGGUUGAAUGUUCACAAGUUUUAAUAUUUCAUAAGUAUGAAGUUGAAAAAUAGUAUUUAAUAAAUAUAAAUGACUUAAAAUGUG
Messenger RNA from Hipposideros armiger (great roundleaf bat), 3339 nucleotides. It is a transcript of the gene SPRTN, whose product is annotated as SprT-like N-terminal domain. Gene Ontology annotation, molecular function: polyubiquitin modification-dependent protein binding; metalloendopeptidase activity; single-stranded DNA binding. Gene Ontology annotation, biological process: DNA repair. The coding region runs from base 325 to 1800 and encodes 491 amino acids. NCBI's taxonomy places the organism in Eukaryota, Metazoa, Chordata, Mammalia, Chiroptera, Hipposideridae. Gene Ontology annotation, cellular component: nucleus. The record is from RefSeq and is a predicted model, not a curated record. The transcript has 5 exons.